Messenger RNA from Nycticebus coucang (slow loris), 1100 nucleotides. Its product is annotated as olfactory receptor 6A2. Gene Ontology annotation, molecular function: G protein-coupled receptor activity; olfactory receptor activity. Gene Ontology annotation, cellular component: membrane. Lineage: Eukaryota; Metazoa; Chordata; Mammalia; Primates; Lorisidae. The record is from RefSeq and is a predicted model, not a curated record. Bases 69 to 1052 code for a protein of 327 amino acids. The transcript has a single exon. Gene Ontology annotation, biological process: G protein-coupled receptor signaling pathway.
CUCUUGUUGCUGCCUCCUGAAGACACUCUAUUCUCAUCUCCUGAAGAGCAGUGGGCAGGACUGAUACAAUGGAGAGGAGAAACCAUAGUGGGAGCGUGAAUGAGUUUGUGUUGCUGGGAUUCCCAGCUCCCCUGCCAUUGAGGGCACUACUGUUUGCCCUUUCACUAGUGGCUUAUGUGUUGGUGCUAACUGAGAACAUACUCAUCAUUGUGGCAAUUAGGAACCAUUCCACUCUCCACAAACCCAUGUACUUCUUUCUGGCUAAUAUGUCCUUUCUGGAGAUCUGGUAUGUCACUGUCACUAUUCCCAAGAUGCUUGCUGGCUUCAUUAGUUCUAAAGAGGGCCGAGGACAGCUAAUCUCCUUUGAAGGCUGUAUGACACAACUCUACUUUUUCCUGGGCUUGGGUUGUACUGAGUGUGUCCUUCUUGCCGUUAUGGCCUAUGACCGCUACGUGGCCAUCUGCCAUCCUCUCCAUUACCCUGUUAUUGUCAGUGGCCAGUUGUGUGUCCAGAUGGCAGCUGGCUCGUGGGCUGGAGGUUUUGGCAUCUCUAUGGUCAAAGUUUUUCUCAUUUCUCGACUGUCUUACUGUGGUCCCAACAUCAUCAACCACUUUUUCUGUGAUGUCUCCCCAUUGCUCAACCUCUCCUGCACGGACAUGUCCACAGCAGAGCUUACAGAUUUUGUCCUGGCUAUUUUUAUUCUGCUAGGACCACUCUCUGUCACUGGGGCCUCCUACAUGGCCAUCGCUGGUGCUGUGAUGUGCAUUCCCUCUGCUGCUGGACGCCAUAAAGCCUUUUCCACCUGUGCCUCUCAUCUCACUGUUGUGAUCAUCUUCUAUGCAGCCAGUAUCUUCAUCUAUGCCCGGCCAAAGGCACUCUCAGCUUUUGACACCAACAAACUGGUUUCUGUCCUCUAUGCUGUCAUUGUACCAUUGCUCAAUCCCAUCAUUUACUGCUUGCGCAAUCAAGAAGUUAAGAGAGCCCUACGCUGUACUCUGCACCUGUACCAGGGCCAGGAUGCUAAUCCCAAGAAAGCUAGCAGAGAUGGGUAGAAGGGAGGUAUGAUGUCUGAUAAAAUGCUAUUAAACUUGGAACCAAGG